ACACACACACACACACACACACAACGAUAAGUAUGUCAAAUAUCCUUCCUGCUUUGUUGUCAGUCAUCUGAAAUACACUAUAAACGAAGGAAAAUUUAAAUUUAUGUAAUUAUAAAAUGAUAUAUGGACUAAUUCCUUGAAUUAAUAACAUUAAAAUGCUCAAAAAAUUAGUUUUAUGCCGGUACUAUAUUUUUGACAGCCUCUAAAGCUCAAAACCGAGAUAUUAUAAGAGAUUUUGUGAUUAUAAUAAAAUAUAAGUGAUUUUUGACAUUUGAAUGUUUCUUAGCAGAAUUAACAUUGUAGCUGUUAUGCUAGACAAAUUUACACCAAAUAAUGUUUAAACCCUGCGUUAUAUUUUUCUUAACUACAAAUUUGAGUGAAACAUGUAAUAUUGACUGAAAGAAGACUUGCAUAAUCUUAUACUUGAUACUUUAAAAUAAUGCUUUUCAAUGUUUAAUAAAAUAAUAUGGUGUAUAGAAUGUUACAACACAUUUCGCAAUUUCAUCGUACGAUUCGAAGAAUCACAUAUGGCAGAUUUGUUCAAUGCGCUUGCACACAAUUGCAUACAAGUGCUUUAAAAUCUCUCACUUUUGGAGUUGUAAAUAUAUAAUAUUGAUUAGUGAAAAACCGUGUUGCAGGAAAAUGGGAUUGUUCAUAGAAAAUACGAUCAUGGAGUUCCUGUACGCGUCCCUUCUGAUAUUCUGGAUAAUAUACCUGUACUUCGUGAAGGACUACGGCUACUGGGAGGAGAGGAACGUUCCCCACGUGGCAGCGGUAUUCCCCUUCGGCUCCCUGAGCGAGGUGGUCCUGGGGACCGGCUACUGGGGCACGGCCCACGACAAGAUCUACAAGCAGUUCGAGCAAGAGCGUUAUGUCGGCCUCACACACAUCAGGAAACCCUGGCUGCUCGUCAGAGACCCGGAGCUGGUCAAGCGCAUCCUGCAGGACGACUUCUCCUACUUCAUGAACCGCUCCUUCUUCGAGGUCAACCCGAAGGAUUACAUGUCCAACCAUCUGUUCACGAUGAAAGGCACGGAAUGGAAGGAGAUGAGGAUGAAGUUGACACCCGCGUAUACGGCUGCCAAGAUGAAGAUGAUGUUCUGCCUCGUGAAGAAAUGUAGUGACGUUCUUCGCGGUGUCGUGAAAAACAUGACGGAGGAGAAUAACGUCCUCGACGUGAAAGAUCUCCUCUCGCGGUUCACGAUCGACAUAAUCUCCACGUGUGCCUUUGGUCUGGAGAGUGACUCUCUCACCAACAAGGACUCUGAGUUCUACAAGGUGGGAAAGAAGGCGAUGAACAUGGACACUCUGGUGCUACUGAAGCUCUAUGUCUACAGUGCGUUCCCGAUAUUCACAAAACUGCACUGCUUCGACUUCUGUGACUCCAAGGUCAAGGAGUUUUUGUCUGGAGUGGUCCAGUCGGCUGUCGAGUACAGGGAGAAGUAUAACGUGACCAGAUAUGACUUCCUGGACCUGUUGAUCAAAUUGAGGCAGAACCAGAGCAUCUUGGAGAAGGGCGAGAAGCCUGGAGGCGGCCAAAAUUCUUCCAAACCUGAGAAGAGAGAAGGAAUGACAAUCGAAGAAAUCACAGCGGAAACGUUCAUAUUUUUCGCUGCUGGCUACGAAACAACGUCGAACACUUCUCUGUUCUGUCUGUACGAGCUAGCGUGUAACAGCAGGAUACAGGACAAGGUCUACAGUGAGGUACAAGAGAUCCUGGACAGGUACGGGGGGGACAUAUCCUACCAGGCGCUGCAGGAGAUGACCUACAUGGACCAGGUCAUCAAUGAGUCGAUGCGACGAUAUCCUGUGCUCCCUGAGCUGUUCCGCGAGUGCACCAAGGACUACAAGAUACCCAAGUCGUCCCUUGAGAUCGAGAAGGAUUUGAAAGUCGUUAUCCCUGUGUACUCUCUGCACCACGACCCCAAGUAUUUCCCCGACCCCUACACCUUCGACCCUGACAGGUUCAGUCCGGACAACUGCAACAAACGACAUCCGUACGUGUACUUGCCUUUCGGCGAGGGUCCGAGGAAGUGUAUUGGACUGAGGUUUGGACUGAUGAAAGUGAAGACGGCUGUGGCCACCUUGGUCUUGGACUACCAGAUCAGUCUCACCCCGGAAACGGAAGUUCCUCUGGAGAUGAAGGGCAAUUCCUUCACGACUGUGCCUUCCUCGCCCUUGAUGUUGGUCUUCACUAAGCGGAAGGGAAACACAUGAUUUGUGUUCAAGUGAAUGAUACAUAAAUUGCCAUUUUGUUCUCCUAGCAAUUCUAGGGAGAAGGACUAAACCAACAACACUAGUUGUUAGUUGUGGAGUCUAGUGUUCCACAAAACUAACUUUUUUACUCUGUAAACUGUGAUAUUACCCAAGAAAUAUAGAAUUAGAUUUAAUUUAUUAAAUGUUACAGUAUUGUAUUGUAUAUACAACCACAUUAUUGAAUAAAAAAAUUCGUUCUGUUUAUAAGUUUUAA
Homalodisca vitripennis (glassy-winged sharpshooter) is the source of this 2470-nucleotide messenger RNA. Its product is annotated as probable cytochrome P450 6a14. Gene Ontology annotation, molecular function: iron ion binding; monooxygenase activity; heme binding. The coding region runs from base 544 to 2217 and encodes 557 amino acids. NCBI's taxonomy places the organism in Eukaryota, Metazoa, Arthropoda, Insecta, Hemiptera, Cicadellidae. The record is from RefSeq and is a predicted model, not a curated record. The transcript has 4 exons.